Molecule: messenger RNA, 1867 nt
Organism: Diabrotica virgifera virgifera (western corn rootworm)
Lineage: Eukaryota; Metazoa; Arthropoda; Insecta; Coleoptera; Chrysomelidae
Product: ice-structuring glycoprotein-like
Exons: 4
Coding region: 146-1780 (544 amino acids)
Cellular component (GO): extracellular matrix
Source: RefSeq, a predicted model, not a curated record
GGGGUGUCGAAAUAUGUUGAUCAGUUCUUUGAAUGAUUAUAAAGCAGGUCCAGGCAAUCGGCCACGCCUCUACUCCGAUAUUUAAACUACUAUAAAAGUAGACUUCAGAAAGGAUAACGCACAGUCACAUUCACAUCUCACAAACAUGGCUUUCAAAUUUUUGGCAUUUGCCGCUUUUGUCUCAGUCGCUCGUGCAGGAGUCAUUGGAGAAGCUUACUCCUCACCACUCGCCUACGCUGCACCAGCAGUAGCUAAAGUAGCCUACUCACCAGCCCCAGCAGUCUCAUACUCCAGUAUCUCAGCACCCGUAGCAUACGCCGCAGCACCAGCUAUUGCCAAGAUAGCUGCUCCAGCUGUAUCAUAUGCCGCUCCAGCUGUAUCAUACGGCGCUCCAGCUCUUUCAUACGCCGCACCAGUCGCUAAAGUAGCCUACUCAUCAGCCCCAGCAGUCUCAUACUCCAGUGUAUCUGCACCAGUAGCCUACGCCGCUGCCCCAGCCAUCGCCAAAGUAGCUGCUCCAGUAUCAUACGCCGCUCCAGCUCUCUCAUAUGCCGCACCAGUCGCUAAAGUAGCUUACUCAUCAGCCCCAGCUGUCUCUUACUCCAGUGUAUCCGCACCAGUAGCCUACGGCGCUGCCCCAGCUUACGCCAAAGUAGCUGCUCCAGUAUCGUACGCAGCCCCAGCUGUUUCCUACGCCGCUCCAGCUCUCUCCUAUGCCGCCCCAGCCCUUAAAGUAGCUGCCCCAGUAGCUUACGCCACUCCCGUUGCCAAAGCAGUUUACGCCGAACCAUCAGCACCAGCUCACUACGAUUUUGGAUAUGCCGUAAGCGACCCCCAUACCGGAGACAGCAAAAGCCAACAAGAAUCCCGUCGUGGUGAUGUUGUCCAAGGCAGCUACUCCCUCAUCGAUUCCGAUGGUACAAAACGCACCGUUGACUACACCGCUGACCCACACAAUGGUUUCAAUGCUGUCGUACACAGGGAACCCCUUGGUGUCGCUGUCAAAGCUGUAGCUGCUCCAGUUGCCUACUCUGCACCACUUGCCUAUGCAGCUCCAGCAGUAGCUAAGGUAGCCUACUCAGCCGCUCCAGCUGUAUCAUACUCAAGUGUGUCAUCACCUGUAGCUUACGCCGCACCAGCUGUUGCUAAAUUUGCUGCACCUGUGUCUUAUGCUGCACCAGCUUUAUCCUACGCCGCACCAGUCGCUAAAGUAGCCUACUCAUCAGCCCCAGCUGUCUCAUACUCCAGUGUAUCCGCACCAGUAGCCUACGCCGCUGCCCCAGCCAUCGCCAAAAUAGCUGCUCCAGUGUCAUAUGCAGCCCCAGCUGUUUCCUACGCUACUCCAGCUCUCUCUUACGCCACUCCAGCCCUUAAAGUAGCUGCCCCAGUAGCUUAUGCCGCCCCCGUUGCUAAAGCAGUUUACGCAGAACCAUCAGCACCAGCUAACUAUGAUUUUGGAUAUGCUGUAAGUGAUCCCCAUACAGGAGACAGCAAAAGCCAACAAGAAUCUCGUCACGGUGAUGUUGUACAUGGAAGCUAUUCCCUUAUUGAAGCCGAUGGCAGCAAACGUACCGUAGAAUACACCGCUGAUGAACACAAUGGCUUCAAUGCAGUUGUACACAAGGAGCCAGCCGCAGUUGCCGUUAAAGCAGUAGCACCAGUUGUAGCCAAAAUUGCCGCCCCAAUCGCAUACGCUCAACCAGCACUCAAAGUAGCAGCUCCACUUGCCUAUGCUCAUUCUGCUCCCCUAGGAUAUGCUGCACCCUCAUACUAUCACUAAUUUAAUUUGUAAGAAAACCAUUUUGUAAAUAUUUAUUUAUUAGAUAAUACAAUUUUUGCCAUAAAAAUAAAGAUCCGUUUUAUUAUA